UAUAUAUAGAAACAACUCCAUGCUAUUCCUAAAGUCGUAAUUAAAUUACUUUUCAAGAGCUUUACUGAAAUAGAAAGAAACUUUAGAGACCCCAAAAGUGAGUAUAAAGAUGGAGAAUCAUGAAGAUGUAGAUAUAGUUAUUGUAGGUGCUGGAUUAGCUGGUCUCACUACUGCCUUAGCCCUUCACAGGUUGGGAUUGAGGAGUUUGGUGUUGGAGUCAUCAGAGAGUUUAAGAACCACCGGAUUUGCUCUUACGAUAUGGACCAAUGCUUGGAGGGCAUUAGAUGCUGUAGGAAUAGGGGACUCCCUACGACUAAAGUCCACCCAAAUGAAAGGAUUCAAAAUUGCAUCUCCUGACACCGGUCUUUUUACUUCAGAACAAGCACUUGAUAAAGAUGGAAAAUUCAAGGGAUAUGAAAGCCGGUGUGUCAGGAGAAAGGAUUUAUUAGAAGCACUAGUAGAUGAGCUGCCACCAAGCACCGUUAGGUACUCCUCGAAGGUUGCAAAUAUUGAGGAACUCGACCGAUUCAAACUGGUUCACCUAGCUGAUGGGUCCAUUCUUAAAGCUAAGGUGUUGAUAGGGUGUGACGGAGUUAAAUCGGUGGUGGCAAAAUGGUUGGGUCUUGGGGCUCCCGUACGUGUUGGAAGAUCUGCUAUUCGUGGUUUGGUGGAGUUUCCUAAUGGUUCAGGUUUAGAUCCCAUGUUCCAUGUCAAUUUUGGAGGCGGUGUACGGUUUGGUUUUGUUCCUGUUGAUGAGAAGAGUGUGUAUUGGUUUUUUACGUUCACCCCGUCUCAAGUUCCAUCGUACGAAGAAGAUUGGAAAGAAAACCCGAUGAAAAUGAAACAAUUUAUAUUGAGCCGUAUCAACAAGAUGCCUCAACAUGCACAGGACGUGGUAGAGAAGACGUCGCUAAGUAGUAUUUCUAUAGCACCAUUGAAGUUUAGAUUGCCAUGGAACAUUUUAUUUGGUAACAUAGUGAAAGACAACGUUACUGUAGCCGGGGAUGCCCUGCAUCCCAUGACUCCGGACAUUGGCCAAGGUGGAUGUUCAUCUCUAGAAGACUCGGUUGUGCUUGGUAGGUGUCUUGGUGAGGCUUUUUUAAACAAAUCGAACGAAGAAGACGAUGAAUUUGAGAGAAUUAAAAAGGGUUUGGAGAAAUAUGGAAAGGAAAGGAGAUGGAGAAGUUUUAGUCUCAUUAGUGUUGCAUAUUGUGUGGGAUUUAUUCAAGAGAGCAAGGGCAUAUUGAUGACUUACUUUAGGAAAGCAUGGUUUUCAAGCUACACACCUAGUGCUUUCCUUAAGAUGGCAAACUAUGAUUGUGGUAAUCUUGUUUCUUAAUCCGAAAAGGGGAUAUGAUCCGUGAUGCCAACAGUAUUGCCAUCCAAAGAUGGUUUUGUUAUAACAAAAUCCUGCUACAAUAGAUACGGCCAUCGGUCUGAAUGACAUUCUGUUCGAGCCUUUUUCUAUUAAUUUUCUUCUACGAGAUAAAAAGAAUUAGUAUUUGAUUUGAAUUCAUCUUGGACCAUACAAAUGAUAAUGAUAUUUUUUACGAUAA
Molecule: messenger RNA, 1556 nt
Organism: Erigeron canadensis
Lineage: Eukaryota; Viridiplantae; Streptophyta; Magnoliopsida; Asterales; Asteraceae
Product: monooxygenase 2-like
Exons: 6
Coding region: 110-1339 (409 amino acids)
Molecular function (GO): FAD binding
Source: RefSeq, a predicted model, not a curated record